This is a messenger RNA of Coregonus sp. 'balchen', 6673 nucleotides long. NCBI's taxonomy places the organism in Eukaryota, Metazoa, Chordata, Actinopteri, Salmoniformes, Salmonidae. The record is from the annotation of a GenBank genome assembly.
AUGCCCCCGCCGCACCGGCCCAUGCACCGGCCCAAGCACCCGACCCCGGACAACCCAGUAAGAGGAAGAGGUGUCAGGUCUGCCCCACAAAGAAGGACUGUAAAACACACACUGUGUGCACCAGGUGUAACAAAUACAUCUGCAAAGGCUGUUUGCACGCAUACUGUCCCACAUGUUCCAAUUGGGCCUUUAGUGAGAGGGGGACAGUUCGACCCGGAGGGCACGGCAUGUGUACAGAAUACCAGGACAAUGGGAGGGUCAAUAGCCAAACUUCCUCAAAAGUAAAUAGCUAGACAGGUAGCCUAUUUAAAAUAUUUGACAGCAUAGGCUACAGUUGGCCUAUUGCAGUGCAGUAGGAGCACAACAUCAUAGCCUAUUUAAAUUCAGAGCCUAUACCAACGCAGCAGAUAGAAACACAAUCAUCUAUUGAUGAACAAAAUAUUCAACCUGGACUCGGGGGUAGACGUAACAUAGUAAACGAAAAUCAAAAUUGCAAAAUGCACUCCAGUGUUUGGCACUUGCUAUAAGCGGCAUGCAUUUUUUGUUUGAAAAAGUCACUGCAAAAGACAAAAACAUUCUGCCCACAUCUUUAUAUAAAUGUGAUCUAAUUUGUCAUUGCAUUAUCUUUUAGAAACUUACAUGGCCCAGUUUCAACAUCUCCAAAUCAUACAGCAAAUUAGGGUGUUUUUGUACCAUAAAAGGUGAAUGGAGGGCGUUUUCCAGGCAGGUUUGUAAUGCUACCACACCACAGCUGACACUUGUAGAGCCAUACACACAAACACUUCCUGCAACCUCUCAUUUUAUUUUUAUUUUAUUUUUUAUUUUUUAUUCUUAUUUUUUUUUGGGGGGGGGGGGGGUGGAUCAGCUUAAUAUUGCAGAUAGAUUGUAUCUUCUAUCAAUGUAAUUGUCUGCAUCACUUCCAAUCCCCCAUGUUUUUUAUAUAUACAGUGGGGGAAAAAAGUAUUUAGUCAGCCACCAAUUGUGCAAGUUCUCCCACUUAAAAAGAUGAGAGAGGCCUGUAAUUUUCAUCAUAGGUACACAAAUUGAGAAAAAAAAUUGGAUUUUUAAUGAAUUUAUUAUCAAAUUAUGGUGGAAAAUAAGUAUUUGGUCACCUACAAACAAGCAAGAUUUCUGGCUCUCACAGACCUGUAACUUCUUCUUUAAGAGGCUCCUCUGUCCUCCACUCGUUACCUGUAUUAAUGGCACCUGUUUGAACUUGUUAUCAGUAUAAAAGACACCUGUCCACAACCUCAAACAGUCACACUCCAAACUCCACUAUGGCCAAGAACAAAGAGCUGUCAAAGGACACCAGAAACAAAAUUGUAGACCUGCACCAGGCUGGGAAGACUGAAUCUGCAAUAGGUAAGCAGCUUGGUUUGAAGAAAUCAACUGUGGGAGCAAUUAUUAGGAAAUGGAAGACAUACAAGACCACUGAUAAUCUCCCUCGAUCUGGGGCUCCACGCAAGAUCUCACCCUGUGGGGUCAAAAUGAUCACAAGAACGGUGAGCAAAAAUCCCAGAACCACACGGGGGGACCUAGUGAAUGACCUGCAGAGAGCUGGGACCAAAGUAACAAAGCCUACCAUCAGUAACACACUACGCCGCCAGGGACUCAAAUCCUGCAGUGCCAGACGUGUCCCCCUGCUUAAGCCAGUACAUGUCCAGGCCCGUCUGAAGUUUGCUAGAGUGCAUUUGGAUGAUCCAGAAGAGGAUUGGGAGAAUGUCAUAUGGUCAGAUGAAACCAAAAUAGAACUUUUUGGUAAAAACUCAACUCGUCGUGUUUGGAGGACAAAGAAUGCUGAGUUGCAUCCAAAGAACACCAUACCUACUGUGAAGCAUGGGGGUGGAAACAUCAUGCUUUGGGGCUGUUUUUCUGCAAAGGGACCAGGACGACUGAUCCGAGUGAAUGGGGCCAUGUAUCGUGAGAUUUUGAGUGAAAACCUCCUUCCAUCAGCAAGGGCAUUGAAGAUGAAACGUGGCUGGGUCUUUCAGCAUGACAAUGAUCCCAAACACACCGCCCGGGCAACGAAGGAGUGGCUUAGUAAGAAGCAUUUCAAGGUCCUGGAAUGGCCUAGCCAGUCUCGAGAUCUCAACCCCAUAGAAAAUCUUUGGAGGGAGUUGAAAGUCAGUGUUGUCCAGCGACAGCCCCAAAACAUCACUGCUCUAGAGGAGAUCUGCAUGGAGGAAUGGGCCAAAAUACCAGCAACAGUGUGUGAAAACCUUGUGAAGACUUACAGAAAACGUUUGACCUGUGUCAUUGCCAACAAAGGGUAUAUAACAUAUUGUAAAGUAUUGAGAAACUUUUGUUAUUGACCAAAUACUUAUUUUCCACCAUAAUUUGCAAAUAAAUUUAUUAAAAGUCCUACAAUGUGAUUUUCUGGAUUUUUUUCCUCAUUUUGUCUGUCAUAGUUGACGUGUACCUAUGAUGGAAAUUACAGGCCUCUCUCAUCUUUUUAAGUAGGAGAACUUGCACAAUUGGUGGUUGACUAAAUACUUUUUUCCCCCACUGUAUAAACCCCAGUCGAACUUUAUCAAAUGCCUUUUCGAAGUCUGCUAUGAAUAGCAGGCCUGGUUUCCCAUAUUUUCCAUAGUGUUCCAUUGUUUACAAUACUUGCCUUAUAUUAUCUCCAAUGUAUCUUCCAUGUAAAAAACCUGUCUGAUUAGAAUGAAUAAUAUCUGACAAUACCUUUUAAAUUCUAUGCGCUAUACAUUUUGCUAGGAUUUUUGCAUCACAACACUGAAGUGUAAGGGGCCUCCAAUUUUGUAAAUGGACUGGAUCUUUAUAUUUUCCACUUGUAUCCUGUUUCAGUAAUAAUGAGAUCAGACCUUCUUCUUGAGUGUCAGAUAAUCUACCAUUUACAUAGGAGUGGUUAAAACAUGCUAAUAACGGUCCUCUUAGUAUAUCAAAAAAGGUUUGGUAUACCUCGACUGGUAUGCCAUCCAACCCUGGAGUUUUCCCAGACUUAAAGUCUUUAAUUGCAUCCAGAAGUUCCUCCUCUGUAAUUUCACCUUCACAUGAGUCUUUCUGUGUGGCUGUUAAUUUGACAUUAUCAAUAGAAAAAAAAUCUCUACAAUUAGCUUCAGUUAGAGGAGAUGGAGGCGACUGAAAAGAAAACAUAUGCUUAAAGUACUUUGUUUCUUCCUUCAAAAUAUCAUUUGGUGAAUUAUGGGUGACUCUGUCAAUUGUAACCAGUUCUUUUUGGUAGCAUUCCUAUGUUGAAGAUUAAAAAAUAAUUUUGUGCAUUUUUCCCCAUAUUCCAUCCAGUUUGCUUUAUUUUUAUAAUAUAUUACACUUGAUCUUUCUUGAAUAAGUUUCUCCAUUUCUUUUUGUUUUUCCAGAGUCUCUAUGUUACAGUUUUUAUUGACAUCUAUCUGUUCUGUUAGACUUUCUAUUUCCUUUCUUAGUAUAAACUCUUUUGACCUAAAUUGCUUUUGUUUUCGAGAUGAGUACUGAAUUGCAUGGCCUCUAAAGGCACAUUUAAAGGUGUCCCAUACAAUAAGGGGAUUCGCUGUACCUAUGUUAUGUUGGAAAAAGUCAGUUAUAAAUUCCUUUGUUCUAAUUAUAAAUAAAUUAUCAUCCAAUAGGCUUUGAUUAAAUUUCCAUUGUGAAUUGUGGAUCAUCAUUAUUUGUUCCAUAAAGGUUAAUGAGCCAUAUCUGUUUAUGGUGCAAUAACAUAUUUAACAUAAUCCAUCUACCUUGCGUAUCUACUUUGACAAUUUGCACAUUCGGAUCGAAAUUACUAUUAAUUAAUAUCAUCACCUCUUUUGAAUUUCUUUGCCCAUGGGAGAAGUAUAUUCCCCCCUCCCCCAUUCUUUUUUCCACGCUACUUCAUCUCGAAUUGUUGAAUGAGUUUCCUGUAUACAAUAGAUAUUAUAUUCCUUCUCUUUGAGCCAUGUAAAUAUUGUUCUUCUUUUGUUGUUAUCAGCUAAGCCAUUACAAUUAUAACUGGCUAUACUUAUUUCACCAUACACCAUAAUGAGAUACAAGUUUCAAGUCUAUUUAUCAAUAUAUAUGUUUGUAAAUUUACCAAUAACAAAUACCAUAAUGAUUGAGUGUCCAUAUAGCUGUACCGUGAUAUUUGCAUUGCUACGGAGUAACCCUUCAAUUGUUCUCCACUAAUUCCCCCGCUAAAGCCCCUCCCCAUCCCAAGUUGAGCCGUCAUCCCAGUGAUCAGCAUCCCACCCACGUCCCUCCGGAUCCCUAAGGCCCCGAGAGGCCAGGACCCAUCCAUCAAAAACAGCACACAGUGCCACCCACAAAACAGAAGCAGAUUAACCGCCAAAAGCAUUUUCAAUGCUUUCACCUCUCUAUAUAUAUAUCUAUAUAGCUAUUUAAAAAAAAUUAUGCAUAUCCUAUUUUCCAUCAUUAUCAAUUAAUAUGCGUAAUAAUGUCGGCAGUUCACGCGUAGGAUUCUAACAUAUAACCAGGAUUGCCAUUGAAUUACAUUUAAUUCAUUGACAAGCAAUUAUUAUCCUAGCAAAUAAUUCCCGUGGUCCAUCCCAUACCCCCCCUCCCCCCCAACAAUUGUAACCAUUUUGUAACCUCUCAUUUAUUUGUUUCUAUCCUUCAUCCCUUCCUCGCUCUCUUGCUCCUUACUCCCUUGUUCCUGCAGUUCAGAGGAAGAGGCCGGCGAAGAGAAGGCACCCCCAUGGCAACAAUACAACGUGUGCAUGUGUGUGAAUUCUAAGAACUCUAACUCUGUUCACAGGAAUCGACGAGGCAUCGGAGAGUGAGGAAGAGAGCGAGGAGGAGAAACAGAACGAGGAAGAGGGGAAAGAGGAGGAGGAGGAAGAGGAAAGGAAGAAGACCCCGGUCCAGACGAAGAAGAAGAGAGGUAGCAGUUCAUUCUUCUUCUUUAGAAUCUUUAUUGAAUCUUUACUGAUCAGGUUUCACAGGGAAGUGGCAAGACUUGAACCCAUGGAAAUAUACUGUGUGUUUUUGUUGAAGGCUAUGUUGUGAUAACAAUGUUGUGUGUGCGUUUCAGACAGCAGUGGUGAGUCGGACACUUCAGAGGACAGCGACAUCGAUGGAGAGGCAGCCUCAGCUCUCUUCAUGGUGGUGAGUGUGUGUGUAUGAGAGAAAGUAAGUGUGUGUUACAGUUUGUGUGUGGUCCCUUUUGUAGUGCCACUGUUCAAUGUCGACCCCACUCUCUCUCUCUUUCUCGCAGAGAUGGAGUCUUGAUCUCGUGUUCUUGAUCUGGGUCAUGGUGCCCAAGAUCUUGGUCUGGGUCUUUUCUAAAAGUCUUUAACAAGACCCUGGGUUUGGUAGUUGAUUAACCUGAUGCCAUAUUUUGUUGUUUUUAUGUGGCACAAAAGGGGUGACACAACACACAAUUUCCAGGGUAUCUUGCUUCUCUAGUGUGGCAGCAGUGUGGGCACAAACAUAUGCCUUUUGAACACUUUGAUGUGGUUGGUGUUGGUCUGGCUCUCGAUCUUUGUUUUCCACAUUUCAACUGGUCUUGGUGUGGUAAUGGUCUCUAAACACUGGGUGUCUCUUGGUCUGGAUCUUGAGAGGUUGAGAGUGGCUCUCGUGGACUUUGCUCUUGACUUCCGCUCUUGACAUUUUCUGUUUUCCCGCCAUUCCCAAUUUCCUCGCUCUCUUGCUCGCUCUCCCCCCUCUCAGAAGAAGCGUACUCCUCCUAAGCGUGGUGGUGGGCGUGGCUCUGGAGGCAGCUCCAGGACUGGCAGUCUCCCCGGAACACCUUCCAUAGACUCCGCCUCCACCUCCAACACACUCCGAGCCGCCGCUAGCAAACUGGAGCAAGGUACACACGCACUCACACACAUUUUCACAUAUCGGAAAUAGAUAUUUAUAUUUGUAAUAUUUACAUGUAUAUUAACAUUCACAGGAUCUGAAAGUCUUGUUUUGUUUGUCUUACCUUAAGGCUAUGUUUGACCUCAGCACUGUAUGCUAACUCUUCUUGAUUUAACAAUAAAGGGUUGUUAACACUGUCUCCGUCAUCGUGCGCUCUGCCUCCCCCCUCCCUCCCUCCUCACAGGUAGGAGACAGGUGGUGGGUGGUAGCUCUGAGUCUCCAGCUGCCAAGAGGCUGAAGAUGGAGUCCAGUAGCACGGCUAUCACCACCCAGAGUCCUGCCCCCUCAGGGAAGAGCACUCCACAGCCCCCCUCAGGCAAAUCAACUCCCAGCUCCAGGUAUAUUCCUCCUCUUCAAUCUCUCCUGUUUGUUUUCUUUUCUUUCACCCUUACCUUCUCUCUAGCUCACACACACACACACUCGUUCUCUCUCUUUGUCUCUCUCUCCUCUUCCUCUUUUAUCUGUCCCCUACUCUCCUCUCCCACACACACUCUUUCUUUCUUCCUCUUCUCUCCCCUCCUCUCUUAUUUUCUCAUGUUCCCACUCUCUAUCACCCUCUAUUUCUCUCCCCUACUCUUCUUGCCUCAUUCCCUCCCCCCUUCCACAACCUACCCUCCCCCUGCUUUGUUCUACCCCUCUCCAUCUUCCCCUCCCUCUCCACAGUGACGUUCAGCUGACAGAGGAGGCGGUGCGCCGCUACCUGAUUCGGAAGCCCAUGACCUCCAAGGACCUGCUGAAGAAGUUCCAGACCAAGAGGACGGGCCUGAGCAGCGAGCAGAUGGUCAACGUCCUGGCCCAGAUCCUCAACCCUGAGAGGAAGAACGUCAACGACAAGAUGCACUUCUAUCUCACCGAGUGA